AUGCAGCCAGGUGGAGCUGCGAUCCAGAACCCCAACAGCAGGGAGCACCCCAAGGAGAAGGGCCAGCCUCCUUCCAAGUCAGCCCCCCAGAGCAGGUGCCGUGGUUCUUCAAAGCUCACUUCGGGGACCCAGCACCGAGCCCUGUGGCCAGCGUGGCGUCUGCGGGCCCCUGCUCUGACUCGGCGGAGCCCAGGUGACACGCAGAAGACCUACCGCAAAGCCAGCCACGGGCCUGGAGGCCGCGCGGGCGCUGGCGCGCGCCGUUCGGCUGACCUAGGCCUCAAGGGCGCCCGACGACAGCUGUGCGGGCGGUCCCGGCGCGGGGGCCAGGCCCGCAGUAAAUCCGAUCUACCAAACGGCGCUCCGGGAGCACGUGUCCGUUCUACGCUGUUCGACAUGUCCCGCAUUGCUCACUCUGCCCACGAGGGGGCGCGUGUCCGUUCUGCACUGCUCCGCAUGUCCACCAGGGGGCUGCAAGGCUCACAGGUACCCCGGAUCAGUACUGUCCAGAUCCCCAACCCCGGGGAGGGCACUGCCCCCCGCCACCGACGCUACUGCCCGUUCCGGGUGCGGUUUGAGGAUGAGACCCUGCGAGACUCAGAGCGCAGAUACUGGGAGCGGAACUGUGCGGUCCACAGGAACAUCUUCGAGGACGAGCCAAGCACGCUUCCAGAAGGUUCUGUGCCGGAGCGGGUGUUGCGGAACGUGGGGAAGUGGCUGGAGAGUCUGCCCAAGGCCGUGUACCCCAGGCUCAAAGAAGCCAUGGGCAGCAGCAGCUCGUCCUGGGAGCGCACUGGCGUAGCCAGCACGUCCAGACCGCGGGGGGACUACAAAACCUUCCUGGACGCCUACGGCACCCUGGGCCGGAGGUCCCCAGCACCCUGCUCCUGCACCCACAAGCAGGAGCCCUUCCUGCCCAGCUUGGUGCUUCAGUCUCUCCUGAGGCGCGGCCGGCUGUAGGGCGGCGCGGGCAGCGCGG
Molecule: messenger RNA, 979 nt
Organism: Dipodomys ordii (Ord's kangaroo rat)
Lineage: Eukaryota; Metazoa; Chordata; Mammalia; Rodentia; Heteromyidae
Product: chromosome unknown open reading frame, human C9orf50
Exons: 8
Coding region: 1-960 (319 amino acids)
Source: RefSeq, a predicted model, not a curated record